AUGGCUAUGGAGAUCGGUGCGCGUGUUGAAGCGCAUUCACUCGUCAAUGCGAAGCAGUUGAAUGGACUUGUGGGCAAAGUUUGUGCUUUGGAAGGGGAUCGAGUAGGCGUUGAUUUUGGUGCACCGCAAGGUGCCAAGGCACUGAAGCCUACGAACCUGCUAGUUCUGCCGGCGCAGAAACUGCCAGUAACAGUCCUUAGCGGAUUUCUUGGAGCUGGAAAGACGACGCUGCUCACGCACAUUCUGACGAAUCGCGAAGGUCUUCGUGUUGCCGUACUGGUGAAUGAUAUGGCAUCCAUCAAUGUAGACGAAGAGUUGUUGAAGCAGGGUGUGCAGUUCAGCGAAAGCAAAGACAAGAUGGUCGAGUUGCACAAUGGCUGCAUUUGCUGCACUCUCCGGGAUGACUUGAUCAAGAGUGUCCGUGACCUGGCGCUGGAGAACCGCUUCGACUACUUGAUCAUUGAAAGCACCGGGAUCUCCGAGCCGCUACCUGUGGCGACGACCUUCGUCGCCAAGGGCGAGUCGGGAAAACCGCUCCUCGGAGAGCUUGCUACUCUAGAUACAUGCGCCACGGUCGUGGAUUGCGCGAACUUCCUCGCCGACUACCAGAGUUUGGAGAAGGCAGUGGACAGAAAGGAGCUGGGAGCGGAAAAAGGCGAUCAGAGAACCAUCGUCGACUUGCUGAUUGACCAGGCAGAGUUUGCGAAUGUCUUGGUCCUGAAUAAAACCGACCUCGUAUCCUCUGAAGAACUCGGGAAUCUCAAAGAGCUACUGGGGAAGCUGAACCCGGGCGCACGCAUCAUCGAGAGCCAGCACGGAGCGGUGAAUCUUGAGUUCCUCCUCAACACAAAGACCUUUGAUCUGGACUCUGCAAGCAUGCACCCAGGCUGGCAGACUGAACUGAGCGGAGUCUCGCACACGCCGGAGACGGAAGAGUAG
Messenger RNA from Symbiodinium necroappetens, 939 nucleotides. The record is from the annotation of a GenBank genome assembly. Lineage: Eukaryota; Dinophyceae; Suessiales; Symbiodiniaceae.